CACUCUAGCAGGCUUCACGUAGUAGUUGUCCUGGAGCACCGAGCGCUCACGUCGCUCUCUCUACUACAUCGCACCACUGCGGUAGGAGCGGGGAAAGCAGGCAGCAGCAGCUGAGGGGCAGCCGGCAGGCACACAUCACUUGUUCCUGUGUGGAAAGGAAGAGAAAAAAAAAAGACAACAUCAAGGAGGCGAGUGCGUCUCUGUACCGACUUUAUCUCAAAAGGAGGACUUUACCUGAGAGGACAUACAACAGCACCCCCACUAAUCCAGCGAGAGCGAGGGAGGGAGAACUUCUGGCUUAUCGCUCCGUGAUUUUUUAAUUUUUUAUUUCAACCACAUCUGCGUAACCUUGGAAGUCUGAGCUGUUUAUUGUGAGAGAGGAUGGGACCGCUACUCCUUUCCCUCGCGCUGUGUCUGAGCGCUGCCGUCCCGCAGCACGCGAGAGCAGCAGAUGGUGAGGAACCAACUUCAGCAGGCCCUUGCCAUCCAAACCCCUGCCACAACAGAGGAACAUGUGAGAUCAGUGAGACCUACAGGGGCGACACCUUCAUUGGUUAUGUCUGCAAGUGUCCGCGCUUCAGUGGAGUCCACUGCCAGCACAAUAUUAAUGAAUGCGAAAGGGACCCAUGCAAGAACGGGGGUAUUUGCACAGAUCUGGUUGCCAACUAUUCCUGUGACUGCCCAGGAGAGUACAUGGGGAGGAACUGUCAAUACAAGUGCUCCGGACCACUGGGUAUGGAGGGCGGCAUAAUCUCCAACCAACAGAUAACAGCCUCUUCCACCCACCGUGCUCUCUUCGGCUUGCAGAAGUGGUACCCGUACUUUGCACGCCUCAACAGGAAGGGUCUGGUCAACGCCUGGACUGCUGCCGAAAAUGACAGAUGGCCUUGGAUCCAGAUAAACCUGCAGAGGAGGAUGAGGGUCACAGGGCUAAUUACCCAGGGUGCAAAGCGUAUUGGCAGCCCGGAGUACGUGAAGUCUUACAAAGUAGCCUACAGUGAUGAUGGGAAGACCUGGAGGACGUACAAAGUCAAGGGCAAAGAUGAGGAUAUGAUUUUCAGAGGAAACGUCGAUAACAACGCUCCAUCAGCCAACUCCUUCACCCCUCCCAUUGAAGCCCAGUACGUGCGCAUUUACCCACAAGUCUGCAGAAGGCACUGUACCCUACGCAUGGAGCUGCUGGGAUGUGAGCUAACAGGCUGCUCUGAACCACUUGGAAUGAAGUCGGGCCAUGUCCAGGACUACCAGGUCACGGCCUCCAGCAUCUUCAGGACUCUCAACAUGGACAUGUUCACCUGGGAGCCGGGCAAGGCCCGUUUGGACAAACAGGGCAAGGUCAACGCCUGGACAGCUGGACGCAGCGACCAGUCACAGUGGCUACAGGUGGACUUGCUUGUGCCUACAAAGGUCACUGGUGUCAUCACCCAGGGAGCUAAAGACUUUGGCCACGUUCAGUUUGUCGGCUCAUACAAAGUGGCGUACAGUAACGAUGGGGAGCGGUGGAAAGUAUAUCAAGAUGAGAAACAAGGAAAGGAUAAGGUUUUCCAGGGGAACUUUGACAACGACACACACAGAAAGAAUGUGAUAGAUCCCCCCAUCUACGCUCGGCUCAUCAGGAUCCUCCCCUGGUCAUGGUACGGCAGGAUCACUUUGCGUGUAGAGAUACUGGGAUGCACAGAAGAAGAGUGAAGACCCUUUUCCUCCAUCUUUUUUCCGCCAUUGUCCCCUGUCCCUUGGCAUACUGGAUAAUCUCAUCCAGUAUUUCAAAAAUAAACUGUGCAACCUGUAAAAAGAAAUAAAUUUCCAAUGGAUUUUUCAAGAAUACGUGUUUGGUUGUGGUGGGUUGCUGUUUGUUCUUUUUGUACAAUGAUUUCGAACCUGCCCCUGAUUCACUUUUGUCUUUGAGUUUCCUCUUUAAAGCGUGAUCUUUGUCUUUUUAUUCUUCUCAAGAGUCACCAUCCUGUUUGGAAUGAACUUCUGUAAAAUAUAAGGGACGGGGGUGGAGUUGGGGUUGGAGUUGGAAAAGCGGGUCAUGCUGUGGUUUUAACUUGUUGCCAGGGAAGCUAUUGUACAGUGUCACUUUUUAACAGAGAUGUGAAAUCUGUCUGCCGUGCUUCAUUGGACAUGAACAACCAACUCCAUUCAUGAUAAUCUGUCUAAAACUCCAUGUAUGAUCACAUGUUAACACAUUAUCAAAUAUAUAUUUUACUUUGGUUACAACGCUUCUUCAAGCCAUGCUUUACCUUAAUGGACACUGGCAUUACUACAUCAACCCAAACACACUAUUGAUGCUCUUGUAUAUUAUGUAAAAGACUAAGAAAUUGCAUGGUGCGUGAAUUAUACAUGUAUAUUAUGACAAAUCAUUUAAAACCUCCAGCCCUGAGAGCAACGGCUUUGAUUUAGGGACCUAUUUUUAUGUGCAUUUUUAAACAUUUCUGAAACAUUAAUACACACUGCAAAAGCUUACCUAGGAUGACUGAUACGUGCGACAAUAAACACUGCAGUAACAUGUGGGACUGCAGCACCGACACUGAGGCUUAUAGGCUGUCUCUAGAUGAAAUGUUGUAGUGCUUUCAUAAAGAGUUUCCAUUUUUUAUUGUUUUUUAAUCUUUAUGCUUCACUUUUUCUAAGAUAUUUGGAAUCAUUGUUUGUGCUUUAUAUUUUUUGUAUUUAUUUAGAUUUAUUUGUCUCAGCUGUCAGAUGCAGAAAAUCCUUGUUUAAUGUCUUUGUGUUGUCUCAGAGAUCUAAGUUGAAUCAAUUAAAAAGCUCAGGAUAGAUGUCAAUCACAAGAACCCACAAAUGUAUAACUUUUGGCCACAUAUAUAAAGACUUUCUGUCUAAUAUUAUUUAAAUAAUGUCAAAUAAGUGUGAUUGAUUAUUUAUAUAAUUUCCACAUAUGCAUAAUUAAAAUAUCGAAAGCCGUCUUUUAUUAUCUUGAAAUAAAUACUGUUAAUUAAUUUAUUUGUUUUCAAAAGAGAGCUAAUUUCCAAGAUUGAAACAUAUAAACUUAUGUCAUUAUCUAAAAUGUAUAAUAAUUAGGAUCUAUAGUAUCAGUACAGAGCUCUACAUCCAAUACAGGCAGUGACUUAUUUCAGGGAAUCUGAUCUUUAUUGUUAUGAAGCAAAUCAACAUUAAACAGCUGCUGUGUACCUUCACAUGAAAUGACAGCAUCAUUAUGCAUGUUUAAAUGGUUUCAGGGUGCUAAAAAUAUUUAGACACAUUAAGGUUACAGGGGACAGCGACACUGUCACACCAACCCCCUCAAACUACUCUGUAUAUGAAAUUUCCACUGUAUGAGUUCUAUUGUAUCCUGCAGUAAAUAAACAGUGAUGCCUGUCUGGUUAAAUAAAUGGAAGCAAACAAAUACCUGAGGUAUCACAGCAGAGUGAGAACUUCUACACAGCUUAAAAAAGGCUGGGAUUACUUCAGUGCUUUCCACUCUUGACUAGUUUUCCCAAAGCUCUCCAGCGCUACAAUAAGAGCUUAGGGGGGCCACGUCUACUUGUAUGCUUUGUGUUUCACUUGAACCAUGUCAGUUUUUAGUCACUAAAAUAACAAGUGAUUUUGUGUUGUCAAAUAUAAGGUAUUUUUUGUGAGGUAGUACCCCAGUCUGAAACAGAAAGUAAGACAUUCACAAACCUUGAUUUCUUUAAAUGCCUUUCUGACUAAUUUUAAUUGCCAUAAUUUGAUUGGAAAUACAAAAGUGCCACUUUUAUUUUCACUGCCACAUAAAUCUGCUUUGUAUUCAAGUUUUUAGGUUAAUUCUACAUAUAAAGCACAGCAUGAAAAUUACAGAUUAUCUGCAGUUUCUGUUUCGAAGCUGACUUCUAAAUGUGUGUCAGGAACAUUUAUUUCAUUUCUAUGACAAUAAUUGGAGCAAAUAGCAAAUUGUAUUCCACUUUGGUGGAUUGUAUUAUGAAACAGCAUACAAUAUUUAUAACAGCCCUAAUGUGUUCAAAGAUAAAGACAUCUUUUACUCCUCUUAUGUUGCCAAACCAUCUGUGCUUCAGAAUUAGUUACCCUGCAAUAAUUUGACGUAAAAUACUGAAAUGUGACAGUUUGUUUUUAGUGUGAAUCUGUCAUUCUCUAGGUUCAUGGACACAGGAUAAACAUCAACAGACUAUUUCUCUCAUAUUGAUUGUCUUGAACAUUUUCCAUGUUGACUAUUGUUCAUGCCAAAUAACAAUAUCAUGGCCAGCAUCUGUUUGGGUUGGUCUUUGUAGUCAGCUUCCUGUCAGCAGGCUGCUGCAAAGCUUAGAGGCAGUUGCAUGAUGUAUGACUUUGAACAGUAACGAAUAACAAAGAUGUCCACAGGCACAUUAUGUUGUUGCAUAUCAUGAGGAUCUGAUAGCCUUUACUUUGUACUCACCAUCGAUUGUCUUGUGCAUUGUAAAAGUCCAUCUCACAGGUUUGAAACGGGAGCAAAAGUGGAAACUCAUCUUGUCUUUGUACUUCUGUGUGUGCUGUUCACAUAUCAUUUCUUACCUCCUCACUCUGAGUGUCAAUCACUAUGUAGAAAACGUACCUAUAAUAAGGCUGUUUAGGUUCAAGCCUGCAGAGGAGAGUGAGAAACUGUGUACACUCAAAAAAAAAGAUGUUGCUUCAAACAAAAGCUCUUUCAGUUUGACAAAUAAAAACAUAUCUGUGAAAAUGAA
Molecule: messenger RNA, 4655 nt
Organism: Notolabrus celidotus (New Zealand spotty)
Lineage: Eukaryota; Metazoa; Chordata; Actinopteri; Labriformes; Labridae
Gene: edil3a
Product: EGF-like repeats and discoidin I-like domains 3a
Molecular function (GO): calcium ion binding
Source: RefSeq, a predicted model, not a curated record